Momordica charantia (bitter melon) is the source of this 834-nucleotide messenger RNA. RefSeq names its product Cystathionine beta-synthase (CBS) family protein (gene LEJ1). NCBI's taxonomy places the organism in Eukaryota, Viridiplantae, Streptophyta, Magnoliopsida, Cucurbitales, Cucurbitaceae. The record is from RefSeq and is a predicted model, not a curated record.
UUAAUAUCAUUUUUUAAAAUUCUUUUACGAAUCUCGGCGGCAAAAGAAAAAAUGGCCUCGAUUUCCACGCCCUAUGUUCCUCCCGCGCUUCUUCCUAAUUCACGGCCGUUGCAGAGGCGUUUCCGAUCCUCCGCCGCCUUUUCACCGUCAUCGAAUCGGUCUCCGUCCGUCGUUUCGGCACUUUCCGGCCACCGCAUCGCCAAUUCUGCGCCGUCAAGAAGUGGAUCGUAUACGGUUGGGGAUUUCAUGACGAAGAAGGGGAAUCUGCAGGUCGUGAAGCCUUCUACGACCAUCGACGAAGCAUUGGAGGUUCUUGUAGAGAACAAAUUAUCUGGGUUCCCUGUAGUUGACGGCGACUGGAAACUGGUGGGUGUUGUUUCAGAUUACGACUUGUUAGCCGUGGACUCCAUUUCAGGUGUAGGUGGUGGGGACUGGGAGACUAAUAUAUUUCCAGAUGUCAACAUUAGCUGGAAAAGCUUCAAGGAGAUACAGAAAUUGGUAAGCAAGACCAACGGGGAAGUUAUUGGAGAUUUGAUGACGCCUGCUCCAUUGGUUGUUCGUGAAACCACAGACUUGGAAAAUGCUGCCAGGCUGUUGCUCGAAACAAAGUUCCAUAGUUUGCCGGUGGUAGACUGUGAUGGGAAGCUGGUGGGGAACAUUACCAGAGAAGACAUAGUAAAAGCGGGUCUGCAGAUCAUGAAACGUACUCAAACUUAAAUAUGAUUCAGAAGACACACCGUUGAAAAGACUACCUUUAGAAGAAUGUAUUUAUAGAUAUAGGAGGAAUUACAAAUUCAUUUCCCAAAAAUUAAUAUACGCAUAAAUUUUGACCCA